Molecule: messenger RNA, 1297 nt
Organism: Camelina sativa (false flax)
Lineage: Eukaryota; Viridiplantae; Streptophyta; Magnoliopsida; Brassicales; Brassicaceae
Product: zinc finger CCCH domain-containing protein 22
Molecular function (GO): metal ion binding; nucleic acid binding
Source: RefSeq, a predicted model, not a curated record
GUUUUCUUCUUUCUUUGUUCUUCGUCUCUCGCCUUCUCCUCGUCCGAAUCAUCUUCCCAUGGCGAGCGAAGAAGACAAAGCCCUUGAAGACCUUCUUGACGUUCAGCUCAAUGAACACAAAGAUUCUCUUUCCGCCAUCGACGAAGCCCUAGCUUCUGACCCAUCUAAUCCCGAACUCCUCUCGGUUCAUGAAGAACUUCUACAAGCAAUCAAGGAGACAGAGGAAGGGCUUUUCCAGUUGAAGCGUGCUCGGUUAUUGCAAGAAGCUGAUAUAGUGCUGAAUGGGUUGAAUCAUGAUGCUGGAGUUGAAGCUGAGCAUCUAAAGGAAUUGGAGCCAGAGAAAAAGGAUUUGGAUGGAUCGCAAUGUAGGUUUCGACAUACUGAUGGUCGUUGGUACAAUGGUCGCAUUAUUGGGUUUGAAGGCUCUGAUACUGCCAAGAUCUCUUUCCUUACACCCACAUCUGAGAGUAUGACGAUGUGCAAGUUUUUCAUGCAACAGAGGUGUCGCUUUGGUAGUUCUUGUCGUUCUUCACAUGGACUAGAUGUGCCGUUAUCUUCUCUGAAGAACUAUGCACGUACUGAGUGGAAAGAAUCGAUGGUAGGCUCCAAGAUUUGGGCAGUUUCUGGCAGUAAAUACGACAUAUGGAGGAAAGCUGAACUUGAAUCAUGGGAUGAUGAGUUACAAGUUGGCGGAAUUGUUUUCAGAGAUGAUGGAAGCUCCGCAAAGCUAGGAUCUGAUGCUAUGGCAUUGUCAGAAUACGCUCAGAUGACUGAUGAUGACGGGGAAGAGGAGGAGGAGAAGGAAGAAGGUAGUGGUGCUUCAGAUUCUGGCGAAUCUAUUUCAAGUGAUUAUGAUGAAGAGUCUCCACAAGGCAUAGGCUUUCUAGAAAGCACAAAUCAACCAAGAGGCGUCCAAACUGAUACCGCCUUAUUUGCUAAGUGGGAGAACCACACCAGAGGAAUAGCUUCGAAGAUGAUGGCAAGUAUGGGUUACCGUGAAGGGAUGGGUCUUGGUGCCUCUGGUCAAGGGAUAUUAAAUCCUGUCUUAGUAAAAGUACUUCCAGCAAAGCGGUCGCUGGAUUGUGCUCUUGAGCAUGUCAAAAACGGAGAAGGUAAAAGCGAGAAACAGAAGAAGAAAAGGAGCAGAGGUGGGAAAAGGAAGCGUGAGAAGAAGUUUGCAGAAGCAGCUAGAGCAGCGAAACAAAAAGAGGAAUCGAAGCCAGAUUUGUUUAGCUUAAUCAACGAACAAAUUUUGCCUAGAAGCCAUGAGAAAGUAAGCAGCAUAGAGUCCGUAAAA